Messenger RNA from Elgaria multicarinata webbii, 7007 nucleotides. It is a transcript of the gene TNRC6C, whose product is annotated as trinucleotide repeat containing adaptor 6C. Gene Ontology annotation, cellular component: nucleoplasm; P-body. Bases 354 to 6362 code for a protein of 2002 amino acids. Gene Ontology annotation, molecular function: protein binding; RNA binding. The record is from RefSeq and is a predicted model, not a curated record. NCBI's taxonomy places the organism in Eukaryota, Metazoa, Chordata, Lepidosauria, Squamata, Anguidae. Gene Ontology annotation, biological process: positive regulation of nuclear-transcribed mRNA poly(A) tail shortening; miRNA-mediated post-transcriptional gene silencing. The transcript has 27 exons.
ACCUACCAGACCAAUAUGGAGUGUUAGGAGACAAGCAUAACUACUUGAAGACCCUCAGCAAACGCAUCCAAUCUUUGAGGAUCCCUCUGCUAAACGUCAGAGGGCUCGAGCUUGAAUGCAAAGGCUGUUUUCUGUCAGUCCGGCACACCAUCCCGGCAAGAUGCCAUCUCGUUCGCAUUCUUCCCAACAACGCUAGACAGGACUGAGGAAUCUGAAAGGCAUUAUUGGUGUUCCAGCAGCUUGACGCGCCUCGUGCACUUGACUCGCUCGAUUUGCAUAUGCAGUGCAGCCAUACUUAAUGAGUGAAUGCCACUGAUCUACAGGAGGGUCUUCAGGGAGGAUGAUGGGUUUGAAUGGCUUUUCAUGGGAAGGUCAGCAUCAAAGAUUCUGCAGCCCAACCUAGUCAGGACAUGGAAACAUCUACUUCUGAAUUUAAAACCAAAGAAAAUGAGGAUCUCUAUGAAAACAAAAAGCAACGAAUAAACCAUCAGAUAAGUCCUUGCCAGAAGGCAGCCUUUGAAGGAGUCAAGAGCAGGGAGAAAGAACAAACACAAGAAGAGGAACAUUUGAUGGAAGAAAAGAAAAAGAAAAAGCAGGAAGAAAAGAAAAAGAAGGAAGGUGCUCAGAAAAAGGCUGCUGAACAAAAAACCAAAGUGCCAGAACCUAUUAAGACCAGUUUAAGCCAGCCCCAACCUGCCGGUACCAGUACCAGUACUUCCACCAGCACUAUUACUAACAAUAGCAAUGGCAAGCGUGCAUCUGCCAAUGGGCAGCAGCCAGCUGCAUCCCGAUACCUGCCUCGUGAGGUGCCUCCACGCUUCCGCCAACAAGAACAGAAGCAGCUCUUAAAGAGAGGCCAGCCUCUGCCUACCGGAACUCUGAUCAGCACGAGCCCAGCCCAAGGUACUGGACUAGCAGGAGCAAGUCCUCCUCCACAGCCAGGAGUAGGUGGACAUCACCACCCCAGUAAGACUCAGACCCCAACAGACCUUGGUCACAGCGGAUUGGGAGACCAUUAUGAGAAUACUCACUGGGGACAGCAGCCCACUUUCCGAAGUGAAGCCAAUUGCAGCUGGGAUAAAGUGAUAAUAGACAGGACUGACAAGGAAGCGUGGCCUUCCAUUACAGGAACUGAGACUGAGUCUGCCUCAGAAUGUACUACAGACACUGACUCUGCCUCCAACUGUGGCUCAGAGAACAGUAGCAUGGCUACAGGGAGUGCCCAAGGCAACUUCACUGGACAUACAAAGAAACCCAAUGGCAAUAAUGGCACCAAUGGAGCACUCAUCCAAAGCACUUCUAACCAGAGUGCCCUUGGAGCUGGUGGAGCAAAUGGUAAUGGAAACUCAGCCAGAGUGUGGGGUGUUGCCACAGGUUCCAACUCUGGCUUAGCUCAUUGCUCUGCCAGUGGUGGGGAUGGAAAGAUGGACAACAUGAUGGGAGAUGGUAGAAGUCAAAAUUGCUGGGGUGCUUCCAACUCAAAUGCUGGCAUUAAUCUUAACCUUAACCCCAAUGCCAAUCCAGCUGCCUGGCCUGUACUCGGACAUGAAGGAACUGUGGGAGCAGGCAACCCUUCCAGUAUUUGCAGUCCAGUCAGUGCCAUAGGUCAGAACAUGGGCAACCAGAAUGGGAACCCAACAGGCACCUUAGGUGCUUGGGGAAACUUGUUGCCGCAAGAGAGCACAGAACCACAAACGUCCACUUCUCAGAAUGUGUCUUUCAGCGUACAACCUCAGAACCUUAACACUGAUGGACCAAAUAACGCUAACCCCAUGAACUCUUCACCAAACCCUAUCAAUGCAAUGCAGACAAAUGGACUGCCGAACUGGGGCAUGGCUGUUGGCAUGGGGGCCAUCAUCCCGCCCCAUCUGCAAAGCCUUCCUGGUGCUAAUGGGACAUCAGUAUCUCAAGUCAGUGGGGGAAGUGGUGAAGGAAUGGGCAAUUCAGUGUGGGGGAUGUCCCCAAGUAAUCCUGCCACAGGAAACAGCAAUUCUGGGUUCAGUCAGGGGAAUGGAGACACUGUGAACUCAGCAUUAAGUGCUAAACAAAAUGGAUCCAGCAGUGCUGUGCAAAAGGAAGGAAAUGGAACAAGUGCAUGGGAUUCAGGACCUCCUGCUGGUCCUGGGGUCUUAGCCUGGGGCAGGGGCGGUGGCAACAAUGGCGUUGGUAAUAUGCACGCUGGUGCUUGGGGCCACCCAAGCCGCAGCACCAGUAAUGGUGUCAAUGGUGAAUGGAGCAAACCCCAAAACCAGCAUUCCAAUAAUGACAUCAAUGGGAAAGGAUCAACAGGGUGGGAUAGCUCUAGUGUUACCAGCCAGAAUCCUGCCAUGCAGCAGGGCAAUGAACAAAUAAACUCUUGGGCCAAAGCUGCAGCAUCUGGCAACACAGGUAGUGAAGGAAGUAAUGAUAGCAAUGGGAGUCAGAAUGAAGGCAGUGCUGGGAGGGAAGGAACUGGAGAGGGUCGAAGAAGAGACAAGGGCAUGAUAGACCAAGGACAAGUCCAGUUGCCAAGGAAUGACCUUGAUCCAAGAGUUCUGUCCAACACUGGAUGGGGACAGACUCCUGUAAAGCAAAACACUGCCUGGGAAUUUGAAGAAUCUCCAAGGUCUGAACGAAAGAAUGACAAUGGAACUGAGGCCUGGGGUUGUGCAGCUACUCAGCCUUCAAACUCGGGGGGCAAGAAUGAUGGGUCCAUCAUGAACAGUACAAAUACCUCUUCAGUAUCUGGGUGGGUCAGCUCUCCACCUGCAACAGUUCCAACGAAUACAGGUUGGGGCGACAACAAUAACAAAGCGCCAAAUGGCCCUGGGGGAUGGGGAGAGCCGACAAGUUCUACUGCUGUCAAUAAUGCUGCUGCUGCCAAAAGUGGCCACACUUGGAGUGGGACCACAAAUCAGGAGGACAAGUCGCCUACUUGGGGUGAACCUCAGAAACCCAAAUCUCAAAACUGGGGAGAUGGACAGAAAUCAAAUCCAGGCUGGACUUCAGGUGGUGGAGAUUGGGUUGACUCCUCAUCUGUCUCUGGACACUUGGGAGAUGGGAAAAAGAAUGGUUCUGGAUGGGAUGCUGACAAUAGAUCAGGGUCUGGCUGGAAUGAUACAACGCGUUCUGGGACCAGUGGAUGGGGAAAUGGCACAAACAGCAAGGCUAAUACAGGUACAAGCUGGGGAGAAUCUUUAAAACCUGGUCCCCAACAGAAUUGGGCUUCUAAAUCCCAGGACAACAAUGUGAGUAAUUGGGGAGGAGCUGCUUCUGUUAAACAGACUGGAUCAGGAUGGGUUGGUGGACCAGUGCCAACCAAACAGAAGGAUAGUAGUGAAGCAACUGGGUGGGAAGAGCCUUCUCCACCGUCCAUUCGGCGCAAGAUGGAGAUUGAUGACGGUACCUCAGCUUGGGGUGAUCCAAAUUACAAUAACAACAAGACUGUAAAUAUGUGGGAUAGAAACAAUCCUGUAAUCCAGAGCAGUACCGCCACCACCACCACUACCACCACCAUUAUCAACGCAAACAUGGCUGAACCUCAGCCACCGCACCAGUCAAGUGCCCAGUCAAACCGGUCCCCGCUGCUUGGUCCAGCAGGCUGGGGAGAGAUGCCUGCUGUCCAUGCAAAGCCUGAAGCUUCAUGGGGAGAGCCUUCCUCCCCUUCUGCUGCAGUUGAUAAUGGCACUUCAGCAUGGGGGAAGCCCCCCAGCAGUGGUACAGGGUGGGGAGAUAACUCUGCUGAGUCAGCAGGGACAUAUGGAAGAGUGAGCGCACCAGCUGCUGCCCCAGCACUGUGCAAACCAGCUUCUAAAUCUUCUAUGCAAGAAGGCUGGGGCAGUGGUGGAGAUGAAGUAAAUCUCAGUACAAGUCAGUGGGAAGAUGAAGAAGGAGAUAUGUGGAAUAACACUGCUUCGCAAGAGAGUAAUUCCUCUUGUAGCUCCUGGGGGAAUGGCCCAAAGAAAGGACUUCAAAAGGGCAUGAAGACAUCUAGUAAGCAAGAUGAGGCCUGGAUCAUGAACCGUCUGAUAAAACAGCUCACAGACAUGGGCUUCCCAAGAGAGCCAGCAGAAGAGGCCUUGAAGAGUAACAGUAUGAAUCUAGAUCAGGCCAUGAGUGCUCUGCUGGAAAAGAAGGUGGAAAUGGACAAGCGUGGAAUGGGAGUGGCUGACUACAAUGGAAUGGUCACCAAACCCCUUGGCUGCCGCCCACCACCGAUCUCCAAAGAGUCUUCCAUGGACCGCCCCACCUUCCUUGACAAGGAUGGCGGCCUAGUGGAAGAGCCCACUACUUCACCAUUUUUGCCUUCACCAAGCCUGAAGCUCCCCCUUUCAAACAGUGCACUCCCUAAUCAGACCCUGGGUGGGAUUGCCUCAGGGCUGGGCAUGCAAAACUUGAAUUCUUCUAGACAGAUACCGAGUGGCAAUCUGGGUAUGUUUGGCAAUAGCGGAGCAGCACAAGCCAGGACCAUGCAACAGCCGCAGCAACCGCCAGUGCAACCUCUUAACUCAUCCCAGCCUAGUCUUCGUGCUCAAGUGCCUCAGUUUCUCUCCCCUCAGGUUCAAGCACAGCUUUUGCAGUUUGCAGCAAAAAACAUUGGUCUCAAUCCUGCACUAUUAACCUCGCCAAUUAAUCCUCAGCAUAUGACGAUGUUGAACCAGCUCUAUCAGCUGCAGCUGGCGUACCAACGUUUACAAAUCCAGCAGCAGAUGUUACAGGCCCAGCGUAAUGUUUCCGGACCCAUUAGACAACAGGAGCAGCAAGUUGCACGUACAAUCAAUAACAUGCAGCAGCAGAUCCAGCAGCACCAGCGCCAGCUGGCCCAGGCCCUGCUUAUGAAGCAGCAGCCCCCCCCUCCACAUCUAUCUUUGCACCCCUCUGCAGGCAAAUCAGCCAUGGAUAACUUUUCACCCCAUCCCCAGGCUCCUGGCCUAUCCGACCUGCAGACCAAAGAGCAACAGUCUUCACCGAACACCUUUGCUCCUUACCCCCUUGCUGGACUGAACCCAAACAUGAAUGUAAACAGCAUGGACAUUCCUGGUGGUUUGUCAGUGAAGGACACUUCUCAGUCCCAAUCUCGCCUUCCUCAGUGGACACACCCCAAUUCAAUGGAUAAUCUCUCCAGUGCGGCUUCUCCACUUGACCAGAAUCCAAGCAAGCACGGUGCUAUCCCUGGAGGUCUGAGUAUUGGCCCUCCAGGCAAGUCCUCCAUUGAUGACUCUUAUGGCCGGUAUGAUCUGAUUCAAAACAGUGAGUCACCAGCCAGUCCUCCUGUAGCCGUUCCUCACAGCUGGUCACGUGCCAAAACUGAUAGUGAUAAAAUCUCCAAUGGCUCCAGCAUCAACUGGCCACCAGAAUUUCAUCCUGGGGUACCGUGGAAAGGACUGCAGAACAUUGACCCUGAGAACGAUCCUGAUGUUACGCCUGGAAGUGUUCCCACAGGGCCUACUAUUAACACCACCAUACAGGAUGUUAAUCGCUAUCUACUCAAGAGUGGAGGGUCAUCCCCAACAUCAUCUCAGAAUGCCACGCUGCCUUCAUCGAGUGCCUGGCCACUUAGUGCCUCCGGCUACAGUAGCUCUUUCAGCAGCAUUGCAUCCGCACCUAGCAUUGCAGGUAAAUUGUCAGACAUCAAGUCAACAUGGUCUUCUGGCCCAAUUUCUCACACACAAGCCUCUUUGUCCCAUGAACUGUGGAAGGUACCCAGAAACACUACUGCUCCUACAAGACCACCUCCAGGCUUAACAAACACCAAGCCAUCAUCUACCUGGGGUGCCAGCCCACUGGGUUGGACCAGCUCUUACUCCUCUGGCUCAGCCUGGAGUACUGACAGCUCAGGAAGAACAAGUAGCUGGCUGGUUCUCCGUAACCUCACACCCCAGAUUGAUGGCUCCACACUGCGUACUCUAUGCUUGCAGCAUGGUCCUCUUAUUACAUUCCACCUGAACCUGACUCAAGGGAAUGCUGUGGUCCGUUACAGUUCUAAGGAAGAAGCGGCGAAGGCCCAGAAGUCUCUGCAUAUGUGCGUUUUGGGGAACACUACCAUCUUGGCCGAGUUCGCUGGAGAAGAGGAAGUGAACCGUUUUUUAGCACAAGGCCAGCCACUGCCCCCCACCUCCAGUUGGCAGUCCAACACUGGAACCACUCAGACCCGCUUGGGCUCCACAAGCAGCUCCCAUGGAAUGGUGCGCAACGAUGCAGGCCACUGGAAUACCCCCUGCCUAGGUGGGAAAGGGAGCAGCGAUCUGCUCUGGGGCGGGGUCCCUCAGUACUCGAGCAGCCUUUGGGGUCCACCCAGCGCCGAUGACGGCAGGGUUAUCGGAAGCCCAACGCCUUUGAAUACUCUGCUCCCAGGUGACCUUCUCAGUGGGGAGUCCAUCUAGGACACCAGAGAAACAAAUGGAAGUAACAAUCAUCAGCACUAAAGAAAAAAUAAUGGUAACCCUUUCCAGUCCAGGGCAUCGCGAAGAAUCCAGCUUUAAUAGAUCAGACUGGCAGCCCUUUUUUAGUACCUCUGUCCAAUAUCGACUAUGAAACUCCGCUGAAGUCCUUGUGAACUGUUAGUGCAACAGUAUGGGCUCCCUUUGGUCAGUGUCACGUGCUAAUGAUAGGUUUUAUGUGGGUUUUUUUUUCCAAUGGCUUUUUAAUUUUGUUUUUAUGUUUGUAUGGUGUUUUUAAAGACGUAUAAAAGCUGCUUAGACUAGUUCUAUCAUGAAGGGCACUUUUCAGAAUUUGGGCUGGAAAGGGUUAUUUUAUCAACUUUGGGAGUGGGGGAGGGAUGAAGGGGGGAAUGUGAGAAAGCCUAUUUAAAAUGAGCCUGUGAUAAUUAUGCACAUUACCAGAGGCGGAUCCAGUAAUCAGUAGGGGGUGGCAUCCGACCAGCCCAUCAGCAGCAAUGGGGAACAAAUCUUACGCCCCUCAGCUGUACGACUUGGAUUGAGAGGUGGGGUGGAAUAUCCAUGUCCACUGCUCCCGUGGGUCUUGCCUAUGCACAUUACACUUGUUUCAUUACUUUUUGUGUCAUUGUU